UCAUCGCGAACAGGUCAUUUGCGUAGUUACCCGAACCGCUCAAUAAGAGCAUAGUGAAUAACUAACAAUUUGAUGUACGCGUAAACGGUGUAUGUAGUUAGUUCAUUAGUAUUAAACCCACGGGAGUCCGGUUGGUUCUACCCGGUUUUCCCAGUGUUUCGGCGUACGGUCUUUGUGACGUGUUUAUUGUUUUGCUUCACACGAUGUAAAAUAGUUUCCAUUCACGGGUCGUCAUCGCAGUGAAGCAUCAGUACGUACAGUUACUACAUAAACAGUUGGCACAAUAAACAGCAGCCAUUUGCAUCGGUGUAAUCCGGCCCAAAGUACAUACCGUUCAACAUAAAUAGUGAUUUGUUUAAGCAGUUGUAAACACAUUCCGGGCCGGAUCGUGUCGCAGUGUGUAUGUAUACAUACUCGUCUGUUUCUACAUCGAUACUUUAUUGUUUGACGACGGUCUGCUCUUCACUCUGUCUUCGGGCUAUCGAAGCAAGUUGAUCGUCAGCUCGUUCAAGUCCACGAGUCCCAGCCGUCGUUCCAAGCUGCGCUGACAGUCCACAGUCCACGAGAGCCGCCGCCAGUCGCCGGAUUGAGUGCUUGGUAUUCUAGGCACAACCACAGGCGAGCCACUCGAUCGAUCAACCAACCGACCGACCUGCAUCUCAGCCAGCGUUAGUCUAUUCCAGUGCUUCUCGGUGUGAACAUCGAACAACCGCCUGGUCCGAACGAGAUUUUUUUUUCUCUGCUAACCUCGCCGAACCGCUUGCGCUUGUUGGCCAAAAAUCUUCCCGUUUCAGUUUUGCGAAUGCCAACCAACCGCGGAUAGACCACCAAUCACAGUGUGGGAAUCGACGAAGAAAAGUGUUUAUUGCGCAAAAGCAAUUAGUGUUGUUACCUGCAGUCAAUUGUGAUCAAGUUUAGAUUCGGUACGGAGUGCUCUCUGUCUCUUUCUCUAGUUGUACCGUACCGCGGAGGUGUGGGUUAAUAGUGAAGGCGCGCUUGAACGAUAUUCAUUAGAAGGUGAGGUUCCGUGGUGACCUAAUGUUUGCGCGGUACAGGUCAUUUGAAUGCCAAUCUUAGCCACGUGGUGAAUCAUACUGGUACCUAGCGUGAAUAUAGGAAACAGGAAAAACAACAGUUUCGAAGAUGAGUGUAAGCAGUUUACUGCGGGUUGUGCUACUGGUUUUCACACUAACCGCGGGACUUCGGCCCGUGAUCUGCAAUGACAACCUGCGGGUAGCUUAUCAGUGGAAUCAGAUCGAUUUUGAGUUUCCCAGCGAGAAGGAGCGGGCGGACGCCAUCCGUUCGGGAGACUACAUCACGGAGAAUGUGAUUCCUGUCGGGCUGGAAGUGUACAAAAAGCGACUAUUUCUUACGUUACCACGGUGGAAAACUGGAAUUCCCGCUUCGCUGGCUUAUAUCAACAUAAACGAAACCGGCACUCAGUCCCCGAAGCUAAAACCCUACCCCAGCUGGAAUGCCCAUCGACAGAUGGGUGACGAGGAAGCACCGGAAAUCGUAUCCCCCUUCCGGAUACGGGCUGAUCGCUGCGGUCGACUCUGGGUACUGGACACCGGAGUGUCCGACAUUCUUGGCGAUCUGAAGGUUCAAGCUCCUACCUCGCUGCUGGUGUACGAUCUACACAAUGACAAUCUACUUCGGCGGUACAAAUUUCCCAAAGAUCACAUCAAAGAGAGUUCCUUCUACGCAAACAUUGCCGUCGAAGAUACGGAUUGCGACGAUACGUUUGCCUAUGCCGCGGAUCUUGGAGCUCCCGGGUUGGUGGUCUAUUCCUGGAAGUUGCAGGAAUCGUGGCGUAUUAAGCAUCACUUCUUCCAUCCGGAUCCGCUGGCCGGAAAUUACACGAUCACUGGAAUCUCAUUUCAGUGGGAUGAUGGUCUGUUCGGAAUAGCACUGUCUCGACCGCAGAAUGACAACUUCUCGACACUGUACUUCCACCCGCUGAGUUCGACAAACGAAUUUGCAGUAUCCACCAGAAUACUCCGGAAUCAAACGUUGGCGACUUCGGAUAAAAUCUACCGUGAAUUUAAAGUUUUGGGAUCUCGAGGUCCUAACGGACAAGCCGGUGUUGCCUUCCUCGAUCGGAAGACCGGAGUAAUCUUCUACGCUCUUCCGAAUUUGAACGCCGUAACGUGCUGGAAAACAUCCAACCGAGCAUACACCAUCAAAUCGCUCGGCCGUGUGUACAUGAGUGUUACGGACAUGGUCUUUCCCAACGACGUCAAAGUAGACGAUGAAAGCAACCUGUGGGUUCUAUCCGAUCGGAUGCACCAGUACAUGUACUCCAAGCUGGAUCCGAAGGAUACUAACUUCCGUAUUUUGACGGCCACCGUGAAGGAUGCCAUCGAAAAUACUGCCUGUGAUCCGAAGAUUAAACCACUGCCGGACAUCAUCACCAAUCUGGGUGACAUUCUGCGGCCUUCGACGUCCACCGUGUCACCCAAGUCGAAAUCCGCCGCUUCGAUGGUGCUGAUUUCGCACGUGCUGCUGGCAAUCGGAGCCCUGGUCAAGCUGUUGCUGUAGGCGCAGGCAGCUGUUAUCCUAAGGGGAAAGUGGUGCUCAUAAAUCUGUUCUUAAAAAGCUUUCUAAAUUUUUUUCCUAAGGCUAUCAACUAUUGACUGUUAAUAUUUUUAUUAUAAUAAGACAUUUUAAUUUCAUGAUAGAAAAAAUCCUAGAGAGCACUACGUAAAUUAAGGGAACAGAACACAGGAAAUAACUCAAAAACAGUCACAUAAUUUUAAGUGAAGGCUCUUAACUGUGCAACUUCAGGAUCGUAGGUUAAGCUAAAGGCAGAGCUUUUGUAAAUUAUUUUCGCUGAUAGGUAAAGCUUAAACUAGAGUGAAACGUUAGAACUGUCGCAAAAAGCAACAGGCUUGCACCGCGGGAUUACCACAAGUAAUAAGUGUUGUAUAAUCAGUAUUGGAAACGAACAAUCACAGUCUUGUUUUAAAACAAAUGUAAAUUAUAUGAUUUUAAUUAUUCUACUAGAGUUUACCGAUCGAGGAAAGUUUUUAGAACAAACGCAUUCUAGUGUAUAUUUAAAAUAGAUGAAAAAAGUGCUAUAGUAGCUCUAAUCAGUUCAAACUACUCGAAAUUGGCAUUGACCAGUGGAUAGAAAAGGUGCAGAUUUGCAAACUAUUGCAAAGUAGUGCCAGUGCAACAAAAUCACCGCCAACAAUCAAAUGCUUUCUGUGUACGAAUUAAACCGUCCAAGUGUCAUAUUUGCGUUAUCAGUCAUCGUUAGAAGUGAAAUAUAUUUGUUGCGAGAUUCAA
Messenger RNA from Topomyia yanbarensis, 3291 nucleotides. Its product is annotated as protein yellow-like. The transcript has 3 exons. Lineage: Eukaryota; Metazoa; Arthropoda; Insecta; Diptera; Culicidae. The coding region runs from base 1144 to 2541 and encodes 465 amino acids. Gene Ontology annotation, cellular component: extracellular region. The record is from RefSeq and is a predicted model, not a curated record.